This is a messenger RNA of Hibiscus syriacus, 2325 nucleotides long. RefSeq lists its product as uncharacterized. The transcript has 13 exons. Bases 452 to 2242 code for a protein of 596 amino acids. The record is from RefSeq and is a predicted model, not a curated record. Lineage: Eukaryota; Viridiplantae; Streptophyta; Magnoliopsida; Malvales; Malvaceae.
AAUCAACGUUGAUAAACUCUUGAUGGGUAUGUCAAGUUUUUCCCCUUUGUUUUUUUUUUGUCACCAUGAAAGCUACUUUUGUGUUCCAUAAUUAGCAGUGGGAUAACCCCACUUUCUUCUUUUUGUUCUUAUAAUUGCAUAUUCUUUGCUUCUGCUCAUUCCCUUUCCUUUUUGCCAAUUGUAUCCUCAUAAUAUUCACAGCUUUUGCUUUUGCUCUGAUUUCCAUGAAGUGGAAAAGUAAUUCAUUUUUCUCAAGUGGUUUCAAAGAUAUUUUGUUUUCUACAAAUCCCUUUUCUGAAAUAAUUUCUACUUGUAUAUGUGCUGGUUGUAUGUGAUUUAAUAUCAGAGGUAUCAGGAAUUUAUGAAGCUUGUUUGCAUAUGGGGUUGAUAUAGAAGCUAAGCUACUUUGGGACUUCUUUAUUUGGUAAAAGCCAAACCCCAUGAUUACAAGAUGUGUGACUCUACGCUCGUGCAAUCUGCUUUAUGCCAAAAUGAAUGUCAGCUAGAUUCUGUUAGUGAAGUUCAAGAUAAUAACUCAUGGUUAGAGGAAACGAGUUUCAGUGAAGAGACUGGAAGUGCUGAAUCAUGUUCCAAAAGCAGCGAUUUUUAUCCUUAUAGGUUCCAGCUUGAGCAGGAUGUACAUAAAUUGCAACAAAAGCUGCAAGAAGAGAUGGACUUGCAUUCUGUUCUGGAAAGUGCUAUAGAGAAAAAUGCUUCAGAAUUGUCAAGUCCUUCAUGCCUUCCUCACAAUGCUCAGGAGCUUCUAUCCCAUAUUGCCGUAUUAGAGGGUACAAUCUCAAAACUUGAACAAGAGAUGGUCUCUUUGCAUUUCCAACUUAGUCAAGAAAGAAAUGAACGGAGGCUUGCUGAAUAUCGAUUGAGGCAUUCAGAUUCUUCAUCGAUUUCACCGUCAUCAAGAUGUUUGAAGCAUUCAAAUUCUGUAUUGCAUCAUUCCUCAGAAGAUAAUUCAUAUCAAGAGCCUGCUGACCAACGGUCAGAAUCUACUGGUGAAUCAUCUUCUGCAGAGUCAGUAAGAGAGAAGAAUGCAGUUGGCAUGCUUUUGCAUCAUGUUGGGAAGAAAACCUCUUCAAAGAAAGACGAAAAAUCUCUUCAACCUCUACAGUUUGAGGAGAUUUCACGCGAGAUAACACCUAAAGGCCUCUGGGAUCACCCUAACCGGUUAUCAGAAGAGAUGGUUAGAUGCAUGAGAAAUAUAUUCAUCUCUCUUGCGGAUUCAGCUGUUCCUUCCAAAUCAUCUGCGUCUAAAAGCCACAGCUCAACUCUAUCACCUCGGGGACAUCUGUCAAAUUCAUCAUGGUGGUCGUCAUCUGAACGUUCCAUGAUUCCAUCUUGGGUGCAGAGCCCUCAAGUUGAUAUCCAAAGCAACUCCGAAGUUUUGGCUUCAGAGAAUUCCUUUGAUCCCUAUAGAGUACGAGGAAAGUUAAGCUGGGCUGAAAUUGGAAACUAUGGCUUAUCAACCGAAGUAUCUUGGAUGUCAGUUGGGAAGCGGCAGCUGGAAUAUGCAUCUGGGGCCUUAAGGAAGUUCAGAACACUUGUGGAGCAACUGGCGAAAGUGAAUCCUAUUCACUUGAGUUGCAACGAGAAGCUUGCCUUCUGGAUCAACUUGUAUAACGCUCUAAUCAUGCAUGCUUACUUAGCGUAUGGAGUUCCAAGAAGCGACUUGAAGCUCUUCUCCUUGAUGCAAAAGGCAGCAUAUACAGUUGGAGGUUACUCCUUCAGCGCAGCUGCUAUUGAAUACGUCAUUCUGAAGAUGAAACCACCGUUGCACAGACCGCAAAUUGCUUUGCUUCUUGCCCUUCACAAACUGAAGGUGUCGGAUGAGCAGCGCAAGUCCGCAAUUGAUGCAUAUGAACCACUUGCAACUUUUUCACUAAGUUCCGGGAUGUACUCAUCACCUGCGGUGAUAAUCUACACUGCUAAUAAUGUUAGAGAGGAGCUUGAAGAAGCCCAACGCGAUUUCAUACGAGCUUCGGUUGGGGUUAGCAGCAAAGGGAAGCUAUUAGUUCCGAAAUUACUGCACUGCUUUGCCAAGGGCUUUGUGGAUGAUUCUAAUUUGGCAGUAUGGAUAUCUCGUUACCUGCCACCAGAUCAAGCUGCCUUCGUGGAGCAAUGCAUAUCACAAAGGAGGCAAAGCCUGCUUGGUUCCCGAAACUGUGGCAUUCUCCCCUUCGAUUCGCGCUUCCGUUACUUAUUCUUGCCUGAGAAAAUUCCGAUCCAAUGAUGUCCGUAUUAGCUUUUCAUCUUCUCUUGGCUUGUUAACCCGAAUCAUACAGAGUAAGCUACAGAAAUUAGGUUGAACCUACA